This is a messenger RNA of Catharus ustulatus (Swainson's thrush), 3503 nucleotides long. Its product is annotated as left-right determination factor 2-like. Bases 718 to 1809 code for a protein of 363 amino acids. Gene Ontology annotation, molecular function: growth factor activity; transforming growth factor beta receptor binding; cytokine activity. Gene Ontology annotation, biological process: BMP signaling pathway; SMAD protein signal transduction. NCBI's taxonomy places the organism in Eukaryota, Metazoa, Chordata, Aves, Passeriformes, Turdidae. Gene Ontology annotation, cellular component: extracellular region. The transcript has 5 exons. The record is from RefSeq and is a predicted model, not a curated record.
ACGAAAAAAAAAAAUAUAAAUAGUUAAAUAUUCUCUUUUUAAACAGCGGGAAAACAGCACGGAGAACACUCCUCCCAAAACAGCAUUUGUUAAAUGUUGGACAGUGUGACAUGGUGAUGAAGACACUUUAUCUCAGCUGACGUGUUUCAUCACAGGAAAAAAAAAAAAAAAAAAAAAAAAAAAAAAAAAAAAGGGAAAGAAAAAACCCCGACAACGCCCGCAAAAGUUGUGCCAUGACUCUAUCCUUGCUUUCUACGGACUGAAAUCUAGUGCUGAUGGAAAAGAAAGCAUUUUUGAAGAGCCUUCGGGAAUCUCCAGCACAAGCCUGCACGCUAAACUCUAAACAACACACUGGAGUUUAUCAGCCAUGCUUCCAAUUCUCGAAAGCUGCUCUUUUUAAACAAGCAGGCUGCCAGGAAGAUAAAGGGCAGGGGAAGCCGUCCCACGGGCUCCUGCUGGGCUCUUCCCACGCAGUGGAUGAAGGUGUUAAACUGGCAUGUGUCUACCAACAAGGGAGUGAUCCUUUUAAGUCCUUUGCUUCGUCCCCACUUGUGAAAUUUGUUGUGCCAGUGGGACGAGGCUGGCUAUAAAACCCCAGCACCGGGGACCUCCAUCCAGCUCGGGCAGCCUGCCAGCACAUCUCUGCCGAGAGCAGCCCCAGGGAGAUCCCCCCCUUCAUCUCUGCCGGGCAGGGAGCUGCUUCUCUGGCGGAGGAGGAUGGAGCUGAGGUGUGCCCGGAUGCUCUGCGUGCUCUGCCUCGUCCUCACGGUCCAAGCGUUUACCCAGGAAGGGCUCAAGGAGCUGGUGCUGAAGCAACUGGGGCUGUCCGAGGUCCCUAAACUUCACAAGCGAGAUUUGGAGGAUCUGGUUAUCCCAGACCACGUCAAGAACAAGUACAUGUCCAUGCUGAAGCGCCAGAGGGUGAAGCGCCGAGCUCUGCCGAGCCUAGCUGGCAUCCUCAGGGGGAUCCCGGGACACACAGGCAUGACAGGAGAAAUCCUCUACUCUGACACAACCACACGCCAGAGGCUGAUGUUUGACAUGGAGGGCAGAAUACCCAAAAACAGCGAAGUCACAAUGGCUGAACUGAAACUCUUCAAAAAGCCUCUGGACAGAGCAAAGCUGCCUGCCAAGCAGUCUCACAGGCCUGUCUCCAACGCCAGAGUCAGCGUGUACUGGGUGCAGAGGCAGCAUGAUGGUACCAACAGGACCUCCCUGAUAGACUCCAGGCUGGUUCCUAUUCGUGAGUCGGGCUGGAAGAGCUUUGAUGUGACCCAGGCCGUGCAUUACUGGCUGCGAAACAAGAGGCGGGAGCCGAUGUUCCUGGAGGUGUGGAUCGAAGGGGAAAGGGUGGGCAGCUACGCCUCGGAAAUGGCCAAAGCUGUGAGCUUCACCUCGCAGGACCCCAAGGAUAGAGCCCUAGGCAAGCCUGAGCUGGUGCUUCACACCCUCAACUUGGAUGACUAUGGGAGCCCUGGGGAGUGCAGGGAGGAGGUGACCGUGGGCAAAUCCACCUGCUGCCGGCAGAAGCACUACAUCAGCUUCCGCGAGCUGCCGUGGGCGCAGCACUGGAUCCUGGAGCCGGCGGGGUUCCAGGCGUACCGCUGCUCCGGGAGCUGCCUGCAGCCCCCCCGCUUCCCUCGCCGCCCGGGCUCCGGGCAGCGCUCCUGCGCCGUGGCCGGGAGCUCCGCGCUGCCCAUCCUCUACCUCGUCCGGAGGGGCAACCACACCGAGAUCGAGGCGGCCGAGUUCCCCAACAUGAUCGUGGAGAGGUGCGGCUGCCUCACGGACGGCGAGGCGCUGGUGUGAACAGGGGGUGGCCUGGGGGUCACACAUCGCCCACAGCCCUGCCGAGAGCCACCCAGCCCCGGGGUGAUGAAGGUGCGGGGGGUUCCUGCUGCAAGGGUCAGCAGCGCUGGGGCCCUGCAGAGAGAGUGCACUUAGUAGCACUGGGCUCAGAGGAGCAUGCAUUUCACCCUGGAGUAUUCAAACAGCUCCAGGCAAAAGAAGAGUGCCCAUCACCAGGUGAAGUGCAAACUCGUGGGCUCAGCUUUUCAUUCUUGGUCCUUGUCUGUUCAAGCUGUGUUUUUGGUGAGCUGGAGAGAGGAAGCACUUACAUGUAUAUAAUCUGUACACACACAUACAUACACAUUCACACAUGUACAGAGUGUAUGAAUAAAUGUGUGUAUUGUCUACAUACUGGAUAGCUACGUAUUGAUUACAUACAUAUAUAUAUGUACAUAAAACAUUGCCUAGAGCCCAAAGGAACAUAUUUAUGUGCAUAUGUGUUGCAUGUACAUAUACAUAUCUACAUGUACAUAAAAUAUUAUCUGAAACUCAAAGGAUUAUAUUUUUGACCCCUGCACCACAGGCUUAACCAGUUUUAGGCAGAAUCAACAGGGACAUUAGGACUUAGGUUUGCUUGCACAGACAAUAGUUUGUUUUUCUGAUUCUGUAUUACAGUUAUGUCAAUGUAGGGAUAUUUUUCAUGUUGUGUGCUUUCAAAAUCAAGGAAAAAAUAAAAUACAAGUAUUAAAGUUGCCAUGUGUUUGCUUGUAUUUGUGGAGGGGAAAAGAUCUGUCACACUUCUGUGAGUGUCCAGUGCCCAGCUCCUAUAAACAUACACACAGUAGCUUCUCAGGUACCUGUGUGACCCCACCUUCUUCUGGUGAAGCUUUCCUGCUCCCCCAGGGACAGGGCUGAAUCAGCAGGCAGAGCAGAGCCUACACUGCCAGCACUUCAUCCUGAACUGCUGCGGUGUUUAAGCCAACCCUUUCUUAAAGAGAAAACCUAGAAUCUCAUCUGCCAGCAGGAGGUGGCAGAACCUGCAGGGGUCAGCUGGAGCUGGAGUGCAGGGAGGGAUGAGCUGCCUCCCAUCCCCUUCCCGCCCAGGGAACCUGACCCUUCCUGUUGGACAUCUCACCAACACAUACCCUGGAGAAAUGCUAUGAUAAUCUGGUUUAAUCCUCUGAGAACUGUUCAGAACUCCUGGCUAGGGUGUCACCAUGCUGAUGAUUUCGUGUCAAACUCCUCGGUUCAUAACCCACUGAGAUGCCAGUGGCUGUAGGGAUGAAGUUUUGCUACUGACCAUCUCUGUUGGAUGGUGGGAUGUAGUCCCCGAGGCUCUGGCUGAACCUGCUGCUGGUGCAAGGGCUCUGAAAUGUGUUUGUGUGACUAGACAGGGUGACCAUGGACCAGGGGAAAAGAGGGACCUGUUUGACUCUGCAGCGGCUUUGUGUCGCCCGUCAGGAAGAUGCGAGUGCUCCUGCUGCUCUGCACGACCCCAGGUCCGAGGUCACCCAGGCAUCUCUGCCAUCACCUCAUGGGUAGGCUGGCAUCUCUCACUUGUGUAAACACCUGUGGCAAAAGAGUUUCAAAGGGAGGAAAAAAGGCAAAAGCACAAACUCACCAUUCACCAGCCUGGGCUACAGCACCGUUGGUCGCUGGAGUCAGAAUUGGAUGAGCCAGAAUGAUCCCGGCCAUUCCCUUCUCAUGACUAUGUA